Messenger RNA from Brettanomyces bruxellensis, 1299 nucleotides. RefSeq lists its product as uncharacterized. Bases 1 to 1299 code for a protein of 432 amino acids. Gene Ontology annotation, molecular function: NEDD8 activating enzyme activity. Gene Ontology annotation, biological process: protein neddylation. Gene Ontology annotation, cellular component: cytoplasm; nucleus. The record is from RefSeq and is a predicted model, not a curated record. NCBI's taxonomy places the organism in Eukaryota, Fungi, Ascomycota, Pichiomycetes, Pichiales, Pichiaceae. The transcript has a single exon.
AUGCCAUUGGAUAGAAAUACAAGCUUAUCAGUUGAGCCGCUUCUAAAAUCAGGAGGGCCGUUUACAGAUGCAGAAUAUACUUCCGAGUUUGGACACAAAGAGCUCAAUGAUGCGAAGAUCCUUGUGAUUGGAGCGGGAGGACUUGGAUGUGAGAUAUUAAAAGAUCUUGCACUCUCAGGAUUUAAAGAUAUUGAGUGCAUAGACAUGGAUACAAUUGAGUUGACAAAUCUCAAUCGACAGUUUUUAUUUCGUGAGAAGGACGUUGGAAAGCCAAAGGCUGUAAUUGCGACAAACUUUGUGCGGGGUGUGGUGCCUGGAAUAAGAAUUGCUGCUCAUUAUGCGAAAAUCCAAGAUUUCGACGCUGACUUCUAUCGACAGUUCACUAUGAUAGUAUGUGGAUUGGACAAUAUCGAAGCCAGGAGGUGGAUAAACAAAACCGUGGUCGACAUCGCUUUGCAACAUGAGCAAUAUAUACCUUUGGUGGAUGGUGGUACUGAAGGGUUCCAGGGAUCUGUCAAGCUUAUAAUACCUACAAUUACCGCAUGCUUUGAGUGUUAUAUGAAACUAGUGCCUAAGCAGACAACAUAUCCACUUUGCACAUUGGCAUCAACACCAAGACUUCCUGAACACUGUAUAGAAUGGGCCCACCAGCUAGAAUGGCCUCGGCUAUAUCCAGAUAUCCCUUUUAAUACUGAUAUUCCGGACCACAUCACAAAGAUGUUCGAGUUGUCAUUAAAAAGAGCACAUCAGUAUGGAAUUGAAGGUGUCACGAAAGCAAAAACACUUGGUGUGGUGAAAAACAUUAUUCCUGCAAUUGCAUCAACCAAUGCAAUUGUUGCCGCUUCCUGCUGCAACGAAGCAUUCAAAUUUAUCACGUCUUGCAACCCGAAUAUGACUGACACCAUGUAUUAUAACGGUGAGAUUGGUGUUGUCUUGGCCAGUGAUAAAUACGAUAGGUUGCCGGAUUGUCCAGUGUGUGGAGGCAAUGUCAAGGAAAUAACACUAGGAGCGGAAAUGAAGAAUAUUGACGCCAAAACGUUUGCAACAAAGUACGUGAAAGCAAAAUUCUCACUACUGCAACCUGAUCUCUUUUUUGAGACACACGACAUCUACAAUUUCAAGAAUCUGAGCAGUGAGGAAAAUACGCAAAACGGCAGUAAGCGGCUAAUUGACAUUGUCCCCUUUGAAUUUAACGAGCAAACCGGAACAAUGCACAGUACUGUUCUUAUUCUGGUGAUCGAUAAGACGUUGAAAAUACCACUGAAACUAAAAGUGAAAAUUGAGGGUGGCAAGCCGUGA